This is a messenger RNA of Pterocles gutturalis (yellow-throated sandgrouse), 1126 nucleotides long. RefSeq names its product lectin, mannose-binding 2 (gene LMAN2). Gene Ontology annotation, biological process: endoplasmic reticulum organization; endoplasmic reticulum to Golgi vesicle-mediated transport; Golgi organization. Bases 1 to 780 code for a protein of 259 amino acids. Gene Ontology annotation, molecular function: D-mannose binding. The record is from RefSeq and is a predicted model, not a curated record. NCBI's taxonomy places the organism in Eukaryota, Metazoa, Chordata, Aves, Pterocliformes, Pteroclidae. Gene Ontology annotation, cellular component: Golgi membrane; COPII-coated ER to Golgi transport vesicle; endoplasmic reticulum-Golgi intermediate compartment. The transcript has 5 exons.
AUGGCGUGUCCGGUGCGUUCUGCCCUGGAAGCAGGUGCCCUCAGUCAUCUGCCUGGCAAUGAACAGCUCUCGCAGCUCUUCUCAAUAGAAGCACAAAUUCCUUCUGAGAGCCUUCUCUCCCCUGUGUUCUGCCCUGUUCCAGGUCCUGUCUUUGGCAGCAAGGACAACUUUCAUGGACUGGCGAUCUUCCUUGAUACAUAUCCCAACGAUGAGGCAACAGAGCGCGUGUUCCCCUACAUCUCUGCGAUGGUGAACAACGGCUCCCUGACGUACGACCACAGUAAGGACGGGCGCUGGACGGAACUGGCAGGGUGCACUGCUGACCUUCGGAACCAGAACCACGACACUUUCCUGGCAAUUCGGUAUUCCCGAGGCCGCCUGACGGUGAUGACUGAUGUGGAAGACAAGAACGAAUGGAAGAACUGCAUUGACAUCGCAGGGGUGCAGCUGCCAACUGGCUACUUCUUUGGUGCUUCUGCUGGCACUGGAGAUUUGUCUGAUAAUCAUGAUAUUAUCUCGAUGAAGCUAUUCCAGCUCAUGGUGGAGCACCCGCUAGAAGAUGAGACUGUUGACUGGACCAAGAUUGAGCCGAGCGUCAGCCUCCUUAAAUCACCCAAAGACAAUGUGGAUGACCCGACAGGGAAUUUCCGAAGCGGGCCUCUGACGGGCUGGAAGGUGUUUCUGCUCCUGCUCUGCGCGCUGCUGGGCAUCAUCAUCUGCGCUGUGGUGGGAGCUGUGGUCUUCCAGAAACGCCAGGAGCGGAACAAGCGUUUCUACUAGAGAAGACCUGGGAUGUGGCCUGUGCCCAAACCCAUCUUUUUUACAGGGAACUGUAAAAACUGUGGUUUCUAAAAGCUGUUUCUGAGAAAUAUCAGAAGUAUUUUCUUAUCUGUCUGUUUGGCUGUAACCCCUGCCUGGCCCUCGGUGUCUGGCGGAUUGGACCGAGGGGGGCGAUGCCCUCUGGGCCCCUCGAGGGCUGUGAUGCGGGAGCCUGGAGGUUGCUCCCCCUGUUUUUCUGACCCUCGCCCCGCCAGACGGGACCUGCUGUACUGCGGGGGGGCGAGCAGCGGCGGGUGUGAAUGUAAGGGGGCUGUGGGGAGGGGGCUGCGAGCAGGGCAUUAAAGGA